AUGGGGAGAACCACAUGGAGCUGCGGUGCCGUGAUCCUGCUGGCCGUCAUUAGCUCGUGUCGCGCCGUCACUCUGGAGUCCAUCCACUGGAGCAGCUCCAACACGAAGUUUAGUCCAGGUAAAGGUUUGGUUCUAUAUCCUCAAAUUGGGGACAAGAUGGACAUUGUGUGUCCCCGGGCGGAUGCAUCCUUGGGGGUGAAGGAGGAGUUUUACAGAGUCUACUUGGUUUCCCGCAGUCAAAUGGAGAGCUGCACCAUCUACAAGACCGACACACCUCUGCUAAACUGUGACAAACCCAACCGUGACGUAAAGUUCACAUUCAAGUUCCAGGAGUUCAGUCCCAACCUGUGGGGUCUGGAGUUCCUCAAGGGGAGGGACUAUUACAUCACCUCGACCUCGUCUGGUUCUCUGCAAGGUCUGGGCAACACCAACGGAGGGGUGUGCAAAACCAAAUCCAUGAAGCUGGUGCUGAGAGUCGGCCAGAGUCCUUCAGAUCCACCUACAACCCUUCAGGAAUCCCCCACCAGAUUCCCGCCCACAAAGCCCAAGGCCAAAGAUCCUUCACAGACAGACGAGGGAACAAAAAGCACAACUGAUUUAGAAAAAGGACAAACAAACCCACAAGGCGGAGGUUUCUCAGACCCAGGACUGUUCAUGUGGGUUAUCUGCGGCUGUGUGAUCCUCCUCUUGGUCAUCAUAAUUGUGGUGGUGGUUGUAUGGAGGUACCGUCGCCGUCAGUGUGUCCCGGUCAGCCAGCAGGCCGCUGCUGUGUCCCUCAACACUCUGGCCGUGCCAAAACGGGACAGCAUCAGCAGCGACAACAACGGCUCUGACCGCAGUGAUGUGGUGUUCCCUCUUCGAGCGUCUGACAGUAUGAUCUGUCGACAUUACGAGCGUGUGAGCAGUGAUUACGGGCCCCCUGUGUACAUCGUCCAGGAAAUUACACCCCAGAGUCCCACCAACAUCUACUACAAAGUUUAA
This is a messenger RNA of Cheilinus undulatus (humphead wrasse), 981 nucleotides long. Its product is annotated as ephrin-B2a-like. NCBI's taxonomy places the organism in Eukaryota, Metazoa, Chordata, Actinopteri, Labriformes, Labridae. The transcript is spliced from 5 exons. Bases 1 to 981 code for a protein of 326 amino acids. Gene Ontology annotation, cellular component: plasma membrane. Gene Ontology annotation, molecular function: ephrin receptor binding. Gene Ontology annotation, biological process: ephrin receptor signaling pathway; axon guidance; blood vessel morphogenesis. The record is from RefSeq and is a predicted model, not a curated record.